AUGCGUAUCUUACUAACUGGCCCUAUAAAAAGUCCACAAUUGAACAAUCGCGAAGAAAUUCUUGUUUUUUAUUUUCCGAAUUUCGUUUUCUUACUUUGGAUACUUUACUUCUUUUUUCGCCGUUUUCUUCGCAGUUUUUGGUGCCAGAAAAUCUUAAUUUUUUUGUAUGUCGACUGGGCACUCCGGAAAAACGCAACUGAGAAUGAGGAAGGAAAAAGUUCUGGAACAACGGAAGUGUUAAGUUCGCGGAUUUCGAAAAAAAUUUCCAGUCGAUCAACUUGUGACAGAGUUACUUCGAAGCAACAAUCAACAUCAUCUUCGGCUCAUCCUAAACGACUGAGGCAAAAAUGGACAAAACGAGAAGCUCCGAUGCCGUUUCAGCCAGUUCGACAACAGCGGAAGAGAAUAAUAUAA
Molecule: messenger RNA, 414 nt
Organism: Caenorhabditis briggsae
Lineage: Eukaryota; Metazoa; Nematoda; Chromadorea; Rhabditida; Rhabditidae
Exons: 4
Coding region: 1-414 (137 amino acids)
Source: RefSeq, a predicted model, not a curated record